This is a messenger RNA of Serendipita indica DSM 11827, 3384 nucleotides long. NCBI's taxonomy places the organism in Eukaryota, Fungi, Basidiomycota, Agaricomycetes, Sebacinales, Serendipitaceae. The record is from the annotation of a GenBank genome assembly.
AUGCGCGCCAAUCCGGAGCUAAGCGCAAGGCUGACCCGGGGGAGCGUCAAGGCCAAGAGUCGAUCACCGUCCCCACACAAGCGUCGCGGGACGUCGCCCAUUGUCGCUUCGGACGUUGCGGGAUCAGCCCCAGAAUCGAGCCCGGAAGCUCGUACUAUGGUUGCGACGCCAGCGUCCCCUCCUCCGUCUCCUCUUGCCGGCUCUUCGGCUGCUCUGAAAGCAAGCGCAGAGUCCGAGUCGGUGGAAGAGGCGACUCCAGUACCUACAUUGACCAUUGUAGAGGGUACGGAAAAGGCAUCCACUUCUCCUAUUCUUCCCUCUGCACGGGGUACGUCGACAUUGGCGUCCCUACUCCAUGCAACCAAUCAGGAUGGCCCAGAUUCGACCGCGACGAUCUCGACGGAGGCAAAAGAGGUGCCAGCGCAGGUGAACACGCCCCCGUCACCCGACUCGUUGCCGCAAGGCAACCAUUCGCGAAACAUCAGCAUGGCUGAUAUCUCGAUUGCCAGUCGGGAUUCGCCAACAAAAGAGUCGAGAGAAGACGAAUCGAUGGACGUUGACCCGCCAUCGUCGAAUGCGACGAACACCGCUAGGACGCAUCCUGGACUUGCACCUUUGCUGACAGAAGGAGGUCGCGUAUCGUCCCGAUCGCCACAGCCUCCAACAGCACCUCCUAGUGCGCAUGGUCCCUCUUCCGCACCGCUCCUCAGGUCGCAGCCCUCCCCCAUCCCAUCGACACCUGCCAGUGGACAGCCUUUGCAGACAUACCGGACCCAUAACGUAUCGCAUCAACGGAGGCACUCGCUCACCCAAGUCUCAUAUCCACAUUCUCGCUCGAGAAACGCUGCCGACACCCCCAUUUCGCAUUCUCAGCCUGUCCCGUCUGCAGUGCCCCAGGCGCUAUCACCGUCUUCGCAACUUUCGGCCUUUCGCACAGAGGGCUCGUACGAACGUGAUGGGCCAGCAGAUUCUGAUCCUAUCCACAUUGUCGAGCAUCAAAAGGCCCUCAUCGAUGACCUACAAUCUCAACUCCUGCGUCAGCGCAAACUAGCGGAACAGAGAGACGAUGAGCUUCACCGCCUUGAAAUGGAACGGGCCAGUUGGAUGGAACGCAUCAGCGCAUGGCUACGAGACGGCGAACGCCUCCUGCUCGAAGCAGGUGCGACUACCUAUGACGUGAAAUCCCAGUCGGCCCCUCCCUCUGCGUAUAUUGGGCGAGGGGUGCACUCUGGCAGUACUCUAUCCAGCGUGCUUGCAAGCGCACAUGCCGCUUCGAGACGAGAACUUGGACGUGCGCUUGAAAAGGACAGGACAUUGAGUGCUGUUUCUCCUGCUUCGCCGUAUCCAGUGAGUCGUGCGGUUUUCGGUCCUUUUCAUACGGCUGAACCCGAGCGAAAGCCCUCAAGACUGAAUCCAUCCUACGCCGACCCUCGCCACGGUCCCCGAUCAAUCGAGAGUCCUCGGACCGAAUACCCUCCUCAUCUCUCUCGCAACCCUUCGUACAAUGACGCUCUCCUCCGCUCCAUGCACCGCUCCACUCCGAGUCUGGAAUCGACCGGUCAUGGUUCCCUUCGGCGAGCUCGCAAACCUAGCACAGAUGACCUCGCCCACCUGGCUGGCAGUGCAAAACGGAUGAAGACAGAUAGUGGCGAUUUUGUCCGCGUGUCUUCAGAAGUUGGUGGCGGUAACGGGCCAGUCGACCGCAUCAGUGAUGCACGCCACAACCACGAGUCUCUUGCUGCUUCUGCACCUUUGCCAAUGCGUCAACUCUCGGGACAUACACAGCCUCCAGGCUUCGAGAAAGGGUCGGCCAAUCCAGGCGGACACUUACCGCGAGGCUCAAACUCUUUGGGGAAUGGGAUGGAACGCGGACGGGAUAGUCCUCUGGACCGACGGGUAGCAGAUGGGGACGACGAAGAGUUUCCUUCGCCGAGACAUCAGCACGCCAACCCCUCUGCGACCACGCCCGUCAUAGUUGGAAACGGUUAUGGUGCUGGUGCAAUGAAGCCAUCUCCUCUUCGAGACUCUCGCGUCGCUGGUGUGGACAGGGAGACUGGGGAGCUCGAAGCGCACAAGACGUUGAUGGAACUGGGUGAAGAUGACGAACGGGAUUCCGCGCGUCUUAGGAGAGGACAUGCGAUGAGGAACGGAAGUCGAUCGAGUAUGAACUCGCAAGAUGUCGACGACCUUUUGGCAGAGGUUGCUGGUGACGAAAGUGACCAGCACCGUUCCUCCAGGUCGCACUAUCGAGGCUUGCCUCCCGGAGCAGACGCGCGAACAUAUACCCAAUCAUCUCGCCCGUCUGCUCGAUUCACCAGUUCUUCUGUCAACUCGCGAUCGUAUGUCUUCCGGAACACCGAGCCUGGGGACAUGGAAACUCAGACUUAUCCGCGCUCGCCUGAAGAGAUGGGACACCGUUCGACGCAUUCUGGCUCAUUUAUUGGUCGCCCAGGAUCCCCUGGUCCGCAUGGACAUCAGGUCACCCCUCAGUUCCUACCUCCGCAAUCCGGUCCUCCUAUGCCAAAGAAGAUUUACCACACCAAAGCCACUGGCCAAACGCUUGGUGCUCACAAUAUUGCAAACGCAAUGUCAGCUGGCGUAGUAGAUCCGAGCUUUAUCGCCCCAAGAACCGGACUCAAUGGAGCCGCGUUGACUCCAGAGGGAUUCCCCAAGAGGACGUGUAAGCAGUGCGGACAGCCGGGACGAUACAAGGACAACAAGUGCGUAGAAAAGUGGGGGCCCGGUCCAAAGGGACCCGGCACGGUUUGCGACCGUUGUCGGAAGAAGAUGAAGCGCGAGGAAAAGCGGGCGACGCAGGAUAGCCUGGCCAACGCUGCUGCUGCUGCAGCUGCACCAGUUGCCUCGUACCAUCAGUACCCAAUCGCCCCAGCACCAUCCGGCUCGUUUUCUCAACAUGCUAGCCAGGCUUCGCAACGUCUUGAUGAAUCUAACGAAUACGGCUACUCGCAGGCGACAGAUGACCUCCAGAACCAGCCAUCUUUAUCACGAGCCGGCUCUCAGAAUCAUAUUUCAAGACCGACGAGUCAUUCUCGUGGAAGCUAUGCUCCGGAAUCGCUCGUUCGGCGUGAAUCUACCCUUCCUUAUCAACCUCAGCAGCCGACUGCCCCGACGAGCAAUGCUCGAGACGCAAUGAUGCCUCCGACGUCGACGCAAGCCAGCACGUAUGCCUCUCCCGAAUCUGGUCGGUCCGAGCACCGCAGACGCCAGUCGUCUGCUGGUGAUCCCGACUAUAGCGCGGCACCGAGUAGCCGUGACGGUGAGGUGGAUGCGGACGGCGAUGCAGAGAUGGACGAGCUGGAUGAAGAGGUGAACGCUGCGGCGGACGCCUCUAUCACUGCCUCGCAACGUUCUCGGGAAACCUAA